Messenger RNA from Syzygium oleosum, 3723 nucleotides. Its product is annotated as cellulose synthase-like protein D1. Gene Ontology annotation, biological process: cellulose biosynthetic process; plant-type primary cell wall biogenesis. The coding region runs from base 162 to 3311 and encodes 1049 amino acids. Gene Ontology annotation, cellular component: trans-Golgi network; plasma membrane. NCBI's taxonomy places the organism in Eukaryota, Viridiplantae, Streptophyta, Magnoliopsida, Myrtales, Myrtaceae. Gene Ontology annotation, molecular function: cellulose synthase (UDP-forming) activity; mannan synthase activity. The transcript is spliced from 6 exons. The record is from RefSeq and is a predicted model, not a curated record.
CAACUCUUCCUUUCCAUCCAUUCAACACAAUUCUCUAGCAGCUCAAACAACUUUCAUGACCCAGGACUCUGUAUUGCUUCUUACCAUCCCCAUGAAAUCCCACAAAUGGCUUGCAUUCACACUGAUGAAGAUUGAAUGCGCGGAGACGAGGUAAGCAUACGAUGGCAACCCCGACAAGUCCCACGAAAAGAUCAUCCUCCCUGUCGUCGCCGGCCGCGGGCCGGCCGCCUCAGGCGGUCAAGUUCUCGAGACGGACGUCCAGCGGCCGCAUCGUCAGCCUGUCCCGAGAUGACGAGCUGGACAUGUCGGGCGAGUUCUCGGGCCAAAACGAUUACAUCAACUACACGGUGCUCAUGCCGCCCACACCGGACAACCAGCCGAUGGGGGAGCCGACGGGGCCGAGCACAUCCUCGGACUCCAAGAAGGAAACUUCGAGGGGUUACAAAUCUACCCGGUUUGGAUCCGACACGCAACGGCCGGGAGACGGGGGCGGAGGCGGGAGCGGCGGGGCGAAAAUGGACCGCAGGUUGUCCCUGAUGAAGUCGAACAACAAGUCUAUGCUCCUGAGGAGCCAGACCGGGGACUUCGACCACACGCGAUGGCUGUUCGAAAGCAAAGGAAAGUAUGGAAUUGGGAAUGCAUAUUGGCAAGAGGACCAGGAGGAUGCUUAUGAUGGCGGGAUGAGCAUGGAGGACUUCAUGGACAAACCUUGGAAGCCUCUCACAAGGAAGAUCAAGGUUCCACCAGGUGUUCUUAGCCCUUACAGGCUACUGAUAAUGAUGCGGAUGGUGGCAUUAGUUCUGUUUCUUUACUGGAGAGUCGCGAACCCAAACCAAGACGCGAUGUGGCUAUGGGGCAUGUCCAUCGUUUGCGAGCUUUGGUUCGCCUUCUCGUGGCUGUUGGACAUAUUGCCGAAGUUCAAUCCCAUAAAUCGAGCGACCGAUCUCGCGGCCCUCGCCGAUAAGUUCGAGAGGCCUUCCCCAUCCAAUCCCCAUGGCCGGUCGGACUUGCCCGGGGUCGACGUGAUGGUGUCGACGGCCGACCCAGAAAAAGAGCCGCCUCUUGUCACCGCCAACACGAUCCUCUCAAUUCUUGCAGUUGAUUACCCCGUUGAGAAGCUUUCGUGCUACAUUUCGGAUGAUGGCGGGGCGAUUCUCACCUUCGAGGCAAUGGCUGAAGCCAUCAACUUCGCUCAGGUAUGGGUGCCCUUUUGCAGAAAGCACAACAUUGAGCCUAGAAAUCCAGAGAGUUACUUUAGUUUAAAAUCCGACCCCACGAAGAACAAGAAGCGGCUCGAUUUCGUAAAAGACCGACGUUGGAUCAAGAGGGAGUAUGAUGAAUUUAAAGUCAGAAUCAAUGGCCUUCCCGAGGUGAUACGAAGACGCUGCGAUUCGUACAAUUUGAGGGAAGAAAAAAAAGAGAAGCAGCUUGCUCGGGAAAAGAAUGGAGGAGUCCUGCCACAGGAACCGAUCAAGGUCACGAAGGCUACGUGGAUGGCCGACGGGACUCAUUGGCCAGGGACAUGGUUCAAUUCAAGUGCCGAUCACGCUAAAGGAGACCAUGCCGGGAUAUUGCAGAUAAUGAGUAAGGUCCCGGAGAACGACCCCGUGAUGGGCCAUCCGGAUGAGAAGAAAUUGGAUUUCUCGGGUAUCGACAUUCGGUUGCCGAUGUUUGCAUAUGUGUCGAGGGAGAAAAGACCCGGGUACGACCACAACAAGAAGGCUGGAGCGAUGAAUGCCUUGGUUAGAGCAUCGGCGAUACUAUCCAACGGACCGUUCAUACUCAAUUUGGAUUGUGACCACUAUAUUUACAACUCGAAAGCUAUAAAGGAGGGCAUGUGUUUCAUGAUGGACCGUGGUGGAGAUCGCAUUUGCUACAUUCAGUUUCCACAGAGAUUUGAAGGGAUCGAUCCAUCAGAUCGAUAUGCCAAUCACAACACCGUCUUCUUUGAUGGUAAUAUGCGAGCGCUCGAUGGUCUCCAAGGGCCGGUAUACGUGGGAACCGGUUGUAUGUUCCGGCGAUUUGCGCUUUACGGGUUUCAACCGCCAAGAGCAAACGAGUAUGACGGUCUCUUUGGACAAAUCAAGACUCCGGCACAGAAUGUUCUGAUGCAAAAUGAGGAUGAGGACUCGGACACGCAACCCCUGACGUCGCACCCGGACUUAAGUUUACCAAAGAAAUUCGGAAAUUCAUCCAUGCUCACUGAAUCGAUCCCCAUUGCGGAGUUUCAGGGGCGACCACUCGCUGAUCAUAUUUCGAUAAAGAAUGGCAGGCCUCCUGGAGCCCUUCUUCUUCCUCGCCCGCCAUUGGAUGCGCCUACAGUUGCUGAGGCAGUGGCUGUCAUCUCCUGCUGGUAUGAAGACAAGACUGAAUGGGGUGACAGGAUAGGAUGGAUUUACGGGUCGGUGACGGAAGACGUGGUCACUGGAUAUCGUAUGCACAACCGCGGGUGGCGGUCCGUGUAUUGCAUCACAAAGCGCGAUGCGUUUCGCGGCUCCGCACCGAUCAACCUCACCGACCGCCUCCACCAGGUGCUCCGAUGGGCAACAGGGUCUGUAGAGAUCUUCUUCUCUCGAAACAAUGCUUUGCUCGGGAGCCGGCGCCUCAAGUUCCUGCAACGCAUUGCGUACCUAAACGUCGGCAUAUACCCGUUCACCUCGGUCUUCCUCUCGGUCUAUUGCUUUCUCCCCGCGCUUUCCCUCUUCUCGGGCCAAUUCAUUGUCCAAAGCCUCAAUAUCGCAUUCCUUACUUACCUGCUCAUCAUCACAGUCACACUCACCCUCAUCUCCCUCCUCGAAGUGAAGUGGUCUGGGGUGGGCCUCGAGGAAUGGUGGCGGAAUGAGCAGUUCUGGGUCAUAGGCGGCACGAGUGCCCACCUUGCCGCCGUCCUCCAGGGCCUGCUCAAGGUAAUAGCCGGCAUCGAGAUCUCCUUCACAUUGACAUCCAAAUCCACCGCCGAGGACGAGGACGACAUCUAUGCCGAUCUCUACGUCAUCAAGUGGACAAGCCUCUUCAUCAUGCCCCUGACCAUAAUGGUGGUCAACAUCGUGGCGGUCGUGAUCGGGUUCUCGAGGACGAUUUACAGCGAGAUCCCGCAGUGGAGCAAGCUCCUAGGAGGGGUGUUCUUCAGCUUCUGGGUGUUGGCUCACAUGUAUCCAUUUGCCAAGGGGCUGAUGGGCAGGAGAGGGCGAGUCCCAACCAUUGUCUAUGUCUGGUCAGGCCUGGUCUCAAUCACAGUCUCUCUGCUCUGGAUCUCAAUCAGCCCUCCUGAUGAUUCAUCUACUACUUCUGGUGGUAAUGUACAAAUCUAGUCACAGCAGAAAGAAAAGAAGAAUCAGAAGCUCGAGUUACUUGUGCAUCACCAGAAAAAAAACGGGCAUUUCUUGGAUGGCGUCCUCUGUGAAUCGCUCAAAACAGCUUGACUCGCGACCGGGGCGAAUCGGGUAUGAGAGGAUAUGCAUGAUUUAUUGUUUAGCAAAAUGUAGGGUUGAACUUUUGUCACUUGGGUGUGUAGAUGAAGUAGUCGAAGUACAUAACAGUAUACGAUAAGGCAUAUCAUCUGUUCUAUAUGGAGAUGCUGAACAGAGCCCAGAAUUCUGAUCACGUUCUCACGUUUUUGGACUUUGAAUUUCAUUACCUCCGGGACCAAAAUUUACAAGGAGGACUUAAACGCAACGUCUUUUGGAUCUAAAUAUGGAAUUUCAUCUUUAUGAUCAAAGUCUA